AUAUUUUUUAAUUUUUUCAAAAAUAAAAGAAAGUUGGAACUUGAGAAGUCAUGUUCCAAUUUUCGUUCUCUAUAUAAUAGGAUAAGCGCUGGAGUUUUGGAGCUGAGAUCUAUUGGAGUUUCUCCAACUGGUAUUGUGUCCACUCUUCUGAAACCUGCUUCUCGUUGAGCUCCGGGGUUUCAAAUUCCACGAUUUGAGAAUGGGAAGUACUGAUGGAUCCAUCUAUGGGGAAUACACAUACGGGAAUCUGGAGAGGGAGCCUUACUGGCCAUCAGAGAAGCUCCGGAUUUCUAUCACUGGUGCUGGUGGGUUUAUUGCCUCUCACAUUGCCAGACGGCUGAAGAGUGAAGGCCAUUACAUCAUUGCUUCUGAUUGGAAGAAAAACGAGCACAUGACAGAAGAUAUGUUCUGUCAUGAAUUCCAUCUUGUUGAUCUUAGGGUGAUGGAUAACUGUUUGAAGGUCACAACUGGUGUUGAUCAUGUGUUCAAUCUUGCUGCUGACAUGGGAGGGAUGGGUUUCAUUCAAUCCAAUCAUUCGGUCAUUAUGUACAACAACACAAUGAUCAGUUUCAACAUGCUUGAGGCUGCAAGGAUAAAUGGAGUUAAAAGGUUCUUCUAUGCUUCUAGUGCUUGCAUCUACCCUGAAUUUAAGCAGUUGGAUACCAAUGUGAGCUUGAAAGAAUCUGAUGCCUGGCCUGCUGAGCCUCAAGAUGCUUAUGGCUUGGAGAAGCUUGCAACAGAGGAGUUGUGCAAGCAUUAUACAAAGGACUUUGGAAUUGAGUGCAGGAUUGGGCGGUUCCAUAACAUAUAUGGCCCCUUUGGGACUUGGAAAGGUGGGAGGGAGAAGGCCCCUGCUGCUUUCUGUAGGAAGGCCAUUACAUCCACUGAUAAGUUUGAGAUGUGGGGAGAUGGACUCCAGACCCGAUCCUUCACCUUCAUUGAUGAAUGUGUUGAAGGUGUUCUAAGAUUGACAAAGUCAGACUUCCGGGAGCCUCUGAAUAUUGGAAGUGAUGAGAUGGUUAGUAUGAAUGAGAUGGCAGAAAUUGUCCUCAGCUUUGAGGACAAGAAGCUUCCUAUCCAUCAUAUUCCUGGCCCAGAGGGUGUCCGAGGUCGCAAUUCAGAUAAUACUUUGAUAAAGGAAAAGCUUGGCUGGGCCCCAACCAUGAGAUUGAAGGAUGGGCUGAGAAUUACUUACUUCUGGAUCAAGGAUCAGAUUGAGAAAGAGAAGGCUCAAGGUGUUGAUCUCUCUGUUUAUGGAUCAUCCAAAGUGGUUGGAACACAAGCACCUGUUCAGCUUGGCUCACUUCGUGCAGCUGAUGGUAAAGAAUGAAAUUGGUGAACCCAAGGAGCAACCAUGGUUGCACUCAAGAUCAUAGUCUUGUGGAAACUACCGUGUUAUUAUUGUUGGGGAGGAAACAUUGGGUAUGGAUAGUAAUGGUCAUUUAAGGUAUGUGGUCCUUUUGUUUUUCUUAUUACUAGUUGAGUGUAUGAAGGAAAUGUUUUGCGCCCAUGUAUUGUUCUAGUUUUUGAGAGUGGGCCUCUGUUAUGAUAUAAUAGUUAAGGAAUGUAUCCCUCCUUUUUUAAUUGUCAGCAGGUGAUUCUGUUGCUAUCCCCCUUGUACUUUUGUUCUCCUACUUGUGUGAAAAUCUUCAUGCAAGUUGUUCUUUAUGAAGGUUGGUUCAUUGGUGGUUAUCAAAUUUAAUCAAUAGCAAUAUGCUUUUGCA
This is a messenger RNA of Nelumbo nucifera (sacred lotus), 1724 nucleotides long. RefSeq names its product GDP-mannose 3,5-epimerase 2. Lineage: Eukaryota; Viridiplantae; Streptophyta; Magnoliopsida; Proteales; Nelumbonaceae. Gene Ontology annotation, molecular function: NAD binding; GDP-mannose 3,5-epimerase activity. The record is from RefSeq and is a predicted model, not a curated record.